Molecule: messenger RNA, 766 nt
Organism: Tinamus guttatus (white-throated tinamou)
Lineage: Eukaryota; Metazoa; Chordata; Aves; Tinamiformes; Tinamidae
Source: RefSeq, a predicted model, not a curated record
AUGGGGAGACACGAGGGGCAGGAUCCAUGUGGGGAUGGCCUCAAUGCGGACAACAAGGACCCGACGGGGUGCCAAGGAGCCCAGUUGGUUAAGAGACAGCAGAGAAGCAGCCCCCACAGCCCACUCAUGAGCUACGAGGCGAUGAGUCUGGACGUGCAGCACCUCCUGGCCCGCCUGGGCGUCACCAAGUGCGUCCUGCUGGGGCACAGCAUGGGCGGCAAGACCGCCAUGGCGCUGGCGCUGCAGCGGCCAGACCUGGUGGAGCGCCUCAUCGCUGUGGACAUUAGUCCCAGCACAACCGCGGCCGUCUCUGAAUUCUCUGCCUACGUCGCCGCCAUGAAGUCGGUGCAGAUCCCCGAUGGCCUCCCGCGCUCCGCAGCACGCCGGCUGGCCGACGAGCAGCUGCGUCCCGUUGUUCAGCUGGCAGAGCUGAGGCAGUUCCUUCUCACCAACCUGGUGGAGGUGGAGGGCCGCUACGUCUGGCGGGUAAACCUGGAGGCUAUUUCCCAUCACUUGUCAGAUAUCAUGAACUUCCCUGUCUUCCACAAGCCGUAUCCAGGCCCCACACUUUUCCUGGGAGGAUCCAACUCACCCUAUAUCAGCCCUAAGGACUAUCCGGAGAUCCGGCGCCUCUUCCCAAAGGCAGAUAUCCAGUUCAUUGAAGGUGCCGGCCACAUAGUCCAUCAAGAUAAGUUUGAAGAAUUCAUGACCGCCGUCCUCAAUUUCCUGCCAGCACCGUAGAGCCCGGGACCAGGGCUGCCGUGAG